Rotaria sp. Silwood2 is the source of this 291-nucleotide messenger RNA. The record is from the annotation of a GenBank genome assembly. Lineage: Eukaryota; Metazoa; Rotifera; Eurotatoria; Philodinida; Philodinidae.
AUGGCAAUGCACUUCUACUUCAACCGUUUCAUAAGGAAACAUAAAACUCUCGGUGCUCAACUUCAGCAAUUCAUUGAUGAUGUCAUUCGUGUUUAUCCUGGACCACCGGAAUUGGGAAUGGAAGGUCUUCAACUGAAUGAGAUCAAUCUUCCAACACCAGAGAGUGAGGGGAUCGAAAAUCUUAUGCCAAUUUCUAGAACUCCAAAACGACGUAAACAAGAACCACUCAGCGACAGCGAAGAUGAAAUCAUAGAUAUGGACGACCCUGAUUGGGGACCUGGUGACUUCUAA